UUGCGGAUCGUAGAAGAUGACGCAUUUAUUUCUGUCUCUGCGAAGUAUAAGGAUGUUGAUACUGAUGAAGAAAAAGAAGACAUUGAGAUUAUAUCCAGCAUUUCUAGACAGUUAGAGGCGAAGGCCCGUGAAGGUCCUAAGUUUCUGAAGUCCUUCAAACCUUUAGACGGUGAAGAUAUCAAAGUCGAGGUAAAAACCGAAGUGCUCUCGGAUGAUGAAGGUCCCUCUACUUCUCAGGCCAGUCAAAAGAAUGAAACCUCGGGUAGCCGCUCUCUAGACGAUAAAAGGAAUGCAAAAACCCAAUCACAAGAGGCGAAGCGACGGCACGACUCUGACGAUCAGUCACCGGUGAGAAGACGGCGUGAUUCUGAUCAGUCCCCAGUUAGGAAGCGUCACGACUCUGAUCGCUCUCCCGCAAGGAGGAAGCGUCAUGAUUCUGACAACUCGCCUAUAAGAAGAAAGCGACAUGACUCCGACCAUUCUCCCGUAAGGAGGAAACGCCACGACUCCGACCAGUCUCCUGUGAGAAGGCGUCAUGACUCUGACGAUUCCGACCUAUCACCUGUGAGAAAGCGACACGAUUCUAGAUCUCCUGCCACAAGGGUAAGGAGUCAUCGUCGACGAGAUCCAAACGAAGACACGACUCGGAUUCUGAUGGGUCUACGCCUCCGAAAAGAAGCUCUAGGAGGGAUAUGGCAUCCCCGCCUAGAAAGCAACUACACAAGUCGAGAAAAGAUUCUGAUUCGGACCAAUCGCCGCCGCGAAACCAUGGUGAGUGUAUUUUUUUUCAAAGGUUAUAUACCACGGUGUAGAGCUGGAGAAUGCGAAGCAUGGCUAAUUGACCCGUAAUA
This is a messenger RNA of Cylicostephanus goldi, 851 nucleotides long. The record is from the annotation of a GenBank genome assembly. Lineage: Eukaryota; Metazoa; Nematoda; Chromadorea; Rhabditida; Strongylidae.